AUUGUAGAUGAUCGAAUGUCAAUUUGUAAAUCAAGUAAAUUUAGCUUCUAAACGCGCAGGUUGGAGAUUGAAGCAUGGCUGAUUAAGACGCGAUUGUUAUAAGCAUUUAUGUGCAUACAACAAAUAUUUGUAUUCGUAAAGAAGUGCUGGUAUUGGGAAGUAUUACAGUUUGGGAUAAUGUAUAGGUGUUUGACUAUUUGUAAAUUAUUUUGAUUGUGGAAAGUGCUACCUACGAAUCCAUCAGUCGAUUUACUUUGGGGGAUAUUGGAGCAUGCGCUGAGGUCUAACUACGCGGAGCUCAGCACAGAAAAAGAAGGCCCUUACGGGAGUCUACAGCCAAUCAUCAGCCAUGAAAAUAGCUGUGGAAGGGUGUUGCCAUGGAGAGCUGGAUAAGAUCUAUGAGACGAUUGGCUACCUGGAGCAGAAGGAGGGGGUGAAGGUAGACCUGCUGCUGUGUUGUGGAGACUUCCAGGCUGUGAGGAACGAGGGGGACAUGAAGUGCAUGGCUGUGCCGCAAAAGUACAGGCAGAUGCAGACCUUCUACAAGUACUACUCUGGAGAGAAGAAGGCUCCGGUCCUGACUAUCUUCAUCGGUGGGAAUCACGAGGCCUCCAACCAUCUCCAGGAGCUCCCGUACGGGGGCUGGGUGGCUCCCAACAUCUACUACAUGGGUUAUGCUGGUGUUGUGCGCUACAAAGGAGUAAGGAUAGGUGGCUUGUCUGGAAUCUUCAAAGGGCAUGAUUACAGGAAAGGACAUUAUGAGUUCCCUCCAUAUAACCCAGAAACUCUACGCAGUGUUUACCACAUCAGGAACAUCGAUGUCUUCAAACUCAAACAGAUCCAGAUGCCUGUGGAUGUGUUCCUGACCCAUGACUGGCCUCGUGGGAUCUACCAUUACGGCAGCACAGGGGAGCUUUUGAGGAAGAAGAAGUUCCUGAGGCAGGAGGUGGAGUCCAACACACUGGGUAGUCCUGCAGCAGCAGAGCUCCUGGCCCACCUGCAGCCUAACUACUGGUUCUCUGCGCACCUCCACGUCAAGUUCGCUGCCCUAAUGCAGCACCCGGCCAAAGUUGAUGCUGCCCCCCGCACUACCAAAUUCCUCUCACUGGAUAAGUGCCUCCCAUACAGAGACUUCCUACAGAUCGUAGAGGUAGCAGACAGGCCAGGAUCGUCCCAGGGUCUGGAGUAUGAUCCAGAGUGGCUGGCCAUCCUCAAAGCGACAGACAGCCUGCAGAAUGUCAGCCCUAAUUACUGGAACCCCCCGCAGAACAACGGCCUGCACACAAGGUGGGACUUCAGUGCUUCUGAGGCAGCCAUGAUGGAGGCUGUGGGUGACCUGGGGGGUGAACUGUCUAUCCCUGACAACUUCUGCCUGACCGUGCCAGCUUACGACCCUGCCCGGCCACAGCCCCAUGCCCACCCCAGCUACAGCACCAACCCGCAGACCACCGAGCUCUGUGCCACCCUGGGUCUCAGAGACAUCUAUGCCCAGGUUGGGCAGGGAGGGUAUGGGGGCCAGAUAGGCACCCCAGAGCUGGAGGAUGAUGAAGCCCAGAGUGGAGAUGAAUCCAGUGAGUACCCUAGUGACACCUCAGGCCUGUCCAGCUCAUACAACCCUGAUGAGAUCACCAUAGAGGAUGAGUGGGAGGAGGAGGAGGGAGGAGAGAAAGAGGGAAGGGGGAAGAGCCCUGAUGCAGUGGUCCCAGAGGGGGAAGCGGGGGAGGCAGGGGGGAGACGGGACUCGGGGCCUCCCUCUAGAGAGCUGCCCCCCAGCCGCAUGGUUCUGACCAUGCCUGAGCCCAAAUCAGACCCUGCUCCUCCCUCACGCCUGUCCCUCAACCUACCUCCUCCCUCACGCCUGUCCCUCAACCUACCUCCUCCCUCUCACUCCUCACCUCCGAAAAAGGAUGAGGAGGAAGAGGAGGAGGAGCCCCAUGUCCGGAUCCCUAAGCGCACCAGUGGGGAGACGGGGGACCCUAUCAGUACAGGCAGCACCCCUAGGAUCAAACGCAGGAACCAGGUCAUCUACACUGCAGUGGACGAUGACGAGAGUGAGGACUAGGGCUGGAACUUGACCCAGGUUUCAGGGGGAAGUGUUGUCAAAUAGAAGAUUCUUAUUAUCUCCUUUUUAUAUUGCUAUUGUCCUUCAAUGCAAACCAGAGUUUUUUUUAGUAUAGGGAGAGUGGAGAAUCCCUGAUGGAAAUGUAUUUUUUUAAGUCUGUUCAGUUCCUUUUUUUAAAAUUCUGAAAUAAAGAAAAUGGUGAUUUUAAGAAAAAAAA
Molecule: messenger RNA, 2279 nt
Organism: Oncorhynchus gorbuscha (pink salmon)
Lineage: Eukaryota; Metazoa; Chordata; Actinopteri; Salmoniformes; Salmonidae
Gene: dbr1
Product: debranching RNA lariats 1
Exons: 9
Coding region: 350-2062 (570 amino acids)
Biological process (GO): mRNA splicing, via spliceosome
Cellular component (GO): nucleus
Molecular function (GO): RNA lariat debranching enzyme activity
Source: RefSeq, a predicted model, not a curated record